Molecule: messenger RNA, 1359 nt
Organism: Copidosoma floridanum
Lineage: Eukaryota; Metazoa; Arthropoda; Insecta; Hymenoptera; Encyrtidae
Cellular component (GO): mitochondrion
Source: RefSeq, a predicted model, not a curated record
AUGAUAAAUCCAACAAGAAUGUUGCAAGGCUUGAAACUAAGUGGCAAGCUUCUUCGACUGUACAAAGCACCACAGUUAUACAGACCCUUUUUAUCCGAAGCCUACCAGUGUCGAGAAGCAUGGGACAAAAGAUUUAACUCUGAGUUGCUCAAUCAGAUCAGCCCUAUCGAUUUCUUCAUUGAAUUGGACCAAAAAUUUCAAGCAGACAACCCUGUCCAUGCUGUGGACAUGGACAUUUUUGCAAGCAUCAUCAAGGACGAGAGUCAUGCCCCAGAGAUUGCGGAUUUACUCCACAAAUUUAGAAUGACCAAACAGACAAGUUUCACUCUGGAUUCGAUGCACCAUGCGGUUGUCAAGUAUUUUUUGAGUAUAGGAAAAGCCAAUGAAGUUGUCAGUAUGUUAAACGAUAGAUUGAAUUAUGGAUUAUUUUGUGACAACUUUGAGUACAAUUUAUUGAUGGAUCACUUUAUCAAACAAAAAGACUUUGCAUCGGCAGCCAAAGUAUCAACUUACAUGAUGCUACAAGAGUCAUUUGAGCAUCCAAUUAGUAAUUCAUUGGCAAUUUAUUCUUGUUUCAAGUACUUAGAGGAUCCAGACACCUGGCAAGAAGUAGAUCCCAAAUCUCAGGUAGAAGAGCCCAAAGAAGAAAUCAAAGUACGUGUGCGCUACCUUAGGAAUCCUUACUUUGAUGAUCAUUUCGAUCUGUGGCAACCAUCAGAUUUAGUUGGUAAGACUUUAUGGUGGAUAGGAGCAACGUUAGACAAUGCUCUUGGAAGAUCUUGUCAGUUAAGAGGCUUAAUUUUAUACAAAAAGUAUGAAGAAGCGAUUUCGCUCAUACAGAAGUGGAUGCAAAGUGGAAUCAAAGAAAUUGUUUAUAAAGAUGUGUUGCCUCUCAUUAAGAAAGAUGUACCAGAAAUUUUCAGAGAAGAUGCCACUGACAAGACUAAGGAGCUCCAACUACUGUUGAUGGAUUUGGAAAACGCAGAUCUACAACAAGGAUGUUUGAUCGAUGACAUUGAGAGCAUGAUUAAAAAGGCAGUCGCAGAUCGUGAACAAGAUGACAUUUCAAAACAAAUUGAGCUUUAUUCAGUUUGGGAAGAAAAGAGAAUACAAAUUUUGAAUGAAGAAUUAGAAAAGAUUAAUAAGUUAAAGAGAUUAGAAGUAGUCAAAGAAAUGAAGAAAGAUCUUGAAGAUAAAGAGCAAUUGCUUACAUUCUUUGAAAACGAAGAGAGUAUUGAAUUGGCAAUAGAACAAAAACUUCAAAUGGAAAAAGAACGCUAUGGUGAUGAAAUGCAAAACAUACAAGAUAGCGAUGAAAAUUAUAUAUCCCCAGAAAAUGUUAAAAGGAUGAAAAGAUAA